Myotis brandtii (Brandt's bat) is the source of this 700-nucleotide messenger RNA. RefSeq names its product small nuclear ribonucleoprotein 25kDa (U11/U12) (gene SNRNP25). Gene Ontology annotation, biological process: mRNA splicing, via spliceosome. Gene Ontology annotation, cellular component: U12-type spliceosomal complex. The record is from RefSeq and is a predicted model, not a curated record. Lineage: Eukaryota; Metazoa; Chordata; Mammalia; Chiroptera; Vespertilionidae. The transcript is spliced from 5 exons. The annotation marks the transcript as partial. Gene Ontology annotation, molecular function: protein binding.
GCGGUGGACGUGUUCCAGGAGGGUCUCGCCAUGGUGGUGCAGGACCCGCUGCUCUGCGACCUGCCCAUCCAGGUUACUUUGGAAGAGGUCAAUUCCCAAAUAGCCCUGGAAUAUGGCCAAGCAAUGACAGUCCGUGUGUGCAAGAUGGAUGGAGAAGUCAUGCCUGUGGUUGUGGUGCAGAACGCCACGGUCCUGGACCUGAAGAAGGCCAUCCAGCGAUACGUGCAGCUCCGGCAGGAGCGCGAGGGGGGCAUCCAGCACAUCAGCUGGUCCUAUGUGUGGAGGACGUACCAUCUAACCUCUGCGGGAGAGAAGCUCACAGACGACAGGAAAAAGCUCCGGGACUAUGGUAUCCGGAAUCGGGAUGAGGUGUCCUUCAUCAAAAAACUGAGGCAGAAAUGACCCUCCAAACAGGGACACUCUGUGCCGGUGGCCAAGCUCCUCCCCAGCGGGAGGACGCCUCGGGCACUGUCCCCUCUUCACAGGAGAGUGCUGAGAUGGACUCGCCCAGCUGGGCACAGCUGGCACUGCCGGUGUGAGCCCCGGCCUCGGGAGUGGGACUGGGUGAGCCAGUGUCAAGACCCAAGUUUGACCCCUUCUGGGCCCAAACACCCUAAUUUCACAGCCGAUCCCACAGGCUGUGGGCCUGGCCCUCUGUACGGAAUAAAUCUCUUUGCUUUCUAGUUUGAAAAGUCAAAAA